Molecule: messenger RNA, 1605 nt
Organism: Cavenderia fasciculata
Lineage: Eukaryota; Evosea; Eumycetozoa; Acytosteliales; Cavenderiaceae
Exons: 2
Coding region: 1-1605 (534 amino acids)
Cellular component (GO): membrane
Molecular function (GO): transmembrane transporter activity
Source: RefSeq, a predicted model, not a curated record
AUGGUUCAAAUGAAUGAGACUAAAUGGGCUAGGUUUAAAAGAUCGAUUAGUUCAAUUACAUUUGAACAGGCUAAAGUACAUUUAGUGCUGUUGUCUGUACAAUUGGUAUUCUCAGUCUUUUAUAUUCUUGGUAAAAUAGCUCUCAAAUCGAUGCAUCCAUUUGUAUUUCUAACGUAUCGAUUGUUAUUGGCCACUCCGAUCAUGUGGUUGUUUGCAUUCAUUGCUGCACGAGACCAAAUGAUGUCAUUACCUAAAGGUUGGAGAGAAUGGAUAUUAUUAAUAGUUGUCGGUAUCUUGGCUGUUACCAUUAAUCAAUCUUUAUUCCUUGUUGGUUUGGAGUUAUCUACGGCAAGUAAUGCAGCCAUUACUCAACCUGCAAUUCCAAUAUUUAGUACGUUGAUUGGUGUCGUGAUGGGAUUUGAGAAAAAGACUGCAUUAAAGUUUAUUGGUAUUGGAGUGUCGGUGGUUGGUGCCGUACUGAUGAUUGAUUUUACACAUUUGGUGAGUGAUACUCGAACGGGCACAGAGACGUUGCUUGGCAACCUAUGCUUUUUGGGUAACACUAUUGCCUAUUCUGGCUUUCUCAUUUCACAACGUCCACUUUUAAAGAGUGGUAUGUCGCCUGCCAAAGUUAUGGCAUGGGCGUUCCUAUUUGGAACACCAAUUGUUGGUAUUGUGGGCGCUGCGAUAGUGCCCCACGGUCAAUGGGCCGAGACCAAUGUCAUGAACUGGAUGGUGUUGUUGUACACGGCCAUCCUAGCCACCGCAUACACGUUUUGGAUGAGUGCAUGGGCCGUCAAAAAGUCAGAUGCGACCACUGUCGCCGUCUACCUCACCAUCGAACCACUGGCCACGUCCAUCAUGGCAGCUAUCGUCUUGCACGAGAGAUUAACACCACUCAACUAUGUCGGCGCAUGCGUUAUCCUGGUCGGAGUCGCCGCAGUCAUGUUUUCCAAACACAAAGAGAAAAAAGAAGAGUUGAUGCGUGAAUAUGAAAAGAAUAAGAAUAAUCACAGUGCUGUACAUCAGAAACAUGCGAGUGCGAAUAUAGAUAUGUUGGAAAGAGGAGAGGUGGGUACGAUUAAAGAGACCAACCAAAUUGUUGAUAGCAGUAAUAUUUAUAUAUCACCAGACUUGCACGCACAAAAGUCGUCAUCUUCUGGUGACCAUUCCGAUCACGAGCAAGACUCUGCUUUCUCUACACCCGAUAAAUCACAAUCUAUUCCAAAUCAUAAAUUGGUACCACGUCAUCAAACAACAACAACACCAUCACAACACUUACAUCAACAUCAACAUCAACAACCAACACCACAUGAUCCAUAUCUUCCACCUGCAACUUCACAUAUCAAUAUUGAAAGUUUCAAUGAUAAUUUUGAUGAACAAAAGAAAAAUAACAAAAAGAAAAAGGAUAAAAAGAAAAAGGAUAAGAUCAAACUAAAGAAAUACGGUAAACAAGGGGGUGGUAAUUCAAUCCUCAGUAGUGAUUACAACAAUUAUGAUGAUUACUAUGAAGAUUAUGAAAUUACAAAUGGCGGUCAAUACGAUGACAAUAAUAAUAAUAAUAACAAUAAUAAUAACAUAGAUUAUGAUGAUGAUGAUUCAUAA